Messenger RNA from Tribolium castaneum (red flour beetle), 2384 nucleotides. RefSeq names its product transferrin. The record is from RefSeq and is a predicted model, not a curated record. The coding region runs from base 75 to 2249 and encodes 724 amino acids. The transcript has 12 exons. Lineage: Eukaryota; Metazoa; Arthropoda; Insecta; Coleoptera; Tenebrionidae. Gene Ontology annotation, biological process: iron ion transport. Gene Ontology annotation, cellular component: recycling endosome; early endosome; plasma membrane.
AUAAUAUGAAUGAUAAGAUAACAAGCAACGUUCUAUAACGUUUUAAGAUAAAUGCUCAUCAGGUGUGUGCAACAAUGUGGUGCUGCAAUAUUUUCAGUAUAUUUGUCUCGAUAUCCCUUUUUGGAACCUCGUGUUCCAGUCAAGACAUUAUUGAUUACUCAAAAAUAUGUUCAACAUCGCCUGGUAGUGCUAGUUGCCAACUAAUAGGCAGAAGUCAAGAAGUAGCAUGUAAUGGCAAUCAACAUGGCGUCGACUGUCUUUUAAAUAUUCAAAAGAACGAAACUCACCUUGGUAAAAUCACAGGUGAUGAAGCUUUGUUAGCUGCAGGAGUUGAUUUAUCCGAAGAUGUAGUUGUUUUGGGAAAAAUUACUAGUCAUCAUCCCCCCUCCGAAACUGUAGUUAUUGUUAACAACGACAUUGCUUGGAAUUUUGUGAGUUUGGAAGGCAAAACUCUAUGUCAUCCAGGUUAUAACCACGAUUCGACUUUCUCCUACUUUAUGUUACAAGAGCUGGAAAACAAAAUAAUUGAAUCAAAAUCUCCCAACUGUGACAAUAUCACUUUGCUGGAAAGACACAUAAAACAACUCAGUGAAUUUUUUGGUCCUUCGUGCAGACCAGGACCUUGGACUCAGAACGACAAAUUUGAUAAAACGCUAAAGACGAAAUAUUCUUCGUUAUGCAAGCUUUGUACCAACGAACAUUGCAACGAGAAUUAUCCACAACCAUUCAACGACUCACUCAAGUGCUUACUCAGAAAAAAUGCAGAUGUGGCCGUUACAACGUUGCAAGAGGCACAAUUAUUUUUCCAAAAUGUUGCUAAUAGCAAUAGAUAUAAAUAUAUGUGCAAAGAUGGCAGUGUUAAGUCGUCCUCAACUCCUUGUUCUUGGACCAAAACACUUCCAGACCUUGUAGUUGCACACAGGAGUGUGGUUGGACAAAUGAAAAACUUUCUACAGAAGAAUUUAGGCUCUCACAUAAAUUACAACUUAACGCUAACGAGAGACACGUCGAAUAAUAAAUACGAAGAACCUUUAGUCGAUUUGUUGGAGCUACAGCAGCGAAAAAUAACAUUCUUAGAAAAUAAUGGCGAUUUUUUAAGUUUGAAAAAAUUUGUUAAUGACUAUACCACAGUUCCAAACCCAGAAACGUCCAAACAAUGUGAUCGCACUUUAAGGUGGUGCACUUAUUCCGACUUGGAAACAAAAAAAUGCAAAUGGUUGAGGCAAGCUGCUGUCAACUGGGGAAUUCAACCAGUUGUUGAAUGUGUUCAGAGUGAAGGCGAUGACGAAUUGUCGUGUUUGGAUGACCUUAAAAAAGGAAGUGCUGAUAUCGUUGUGGCUUCCUCUAACUAUGCUUACAUAUCGUUGAAGAAAGAACUGACAAGUAUAGCGUUCCCAGAAACAGACACGAGAUAUUUAUCGCAAAUUUUUGUCGUUAAAAGAGCUGAUGACAGUUCAAUCAAAUCGUUUAGUGACUUGAAGGGCAAAUCGGCUUGCAUACCUCAGUUUGGAGGAAAAGAACACUUGUCAUUGAUUGAUACAACACGAAGACUUGGAAUUACUGACGAUACACAGUGUGAUUACGGAAAACUAUUGAAUGAUUUUAUUGGUGACUCGUGUGUCCCUGGCGUACGAUCGUCACUCAUAAAGGACUCAACAGAUCUCGUUGAUAAGGAUAAAAUGUGUAGGCGUUGCAAAGCCAUAAACCAAACCAAAACUGCUGAAUAUUGCAAUGCUGACGUGAUUAAUGCAUAUUUUGCCAGCCAAGGUGCCGUCAAUUGUCUCUUGAAUAAUGAUGGAGAUUUUGCAGUUGUUUCGAAAAAAGAUGUAUUGAAUGAUACAAGUCUCACAGCUUUGUGUAAAAAUGACUCUUUGGCAUCAAUGAAUGGUUUAUUAAACGUCAACACUGACUGCGCAUUGUUCGUACUUGCGAGCAGUGAAGUUGUUUUAAAAAACGAUAGCAGUAAAAAAAGUGACAUACAAUUGGCCCUCUACGAAUUUGAAAAAUGGUUUGGUCAAAAAUUAAGGAAGCCGUUCCAUUUGUUCGACAAAUUUGAUAAUGAACCAGACCUAUUGUUUCUGGAUUCCACUCCUGGAUUAAACUUUGAGGGAAAUUUGCCAUAUAUGGAAGAAUACCAAAGGUUACUAAAUAACGUGCUUGAUUGUAAUACAAGUGGCUCAGCAAGCGUGAUAUCAUCAAUGUCUUUUAUUAUUAGUUUCGUUUUAUUGACUUUGUGUUUCACUUUUUAGUUAGAAGAAAAUGUAUAACGACUCUGCUUCGAAAUUCUGUGCUUAAUAACUAUAUUUUGCAUGAACUGACAUAACGUUGUUAAAGUCGUUUUUAAUUUUCAUACUUUUUAAUAAAAUUACGAUAUUUUGCUAUAA